GCGACAUCCCCGGAGAGGCGGCUCGCGGAGGACGCGCUGUGGCCGCGCGCGCCGCCGGAAUGGGCGAUCUGAGCGUCUCUCUGGCGCUGCUGGGGGUCGUCGUGCUCCUCUGCGAGCUGCUGCGCGCGGCGACCACCAGGCUAUUCGGCGGAACGCGGAUCGGCGAGUACGUGGCGGAGAGCGUGUCCACCUUCCAGCUGUGCGCGUGCACGCACGAGCUGAAGCUUCUGGGCGACGCGGGCCGAGUGGCGCCGCGCGUCGCGCUCACGCUUACGUACCUCGCGGCGGCGGUGCACGGCGCGACGUUCCGGGGGGCCGCGGGCAACCCCUGCGGCGCGCUCGCGCGCACGUGUCACGGGAGCCUACCCGGCGCAGCGGCGCGCGUCACGUGCCAGUUCGCGGCGGCGGCGGCGGCGCGCUCCGCGCUCCCGUUCGUGUGGGCUCUGGGGCUGUCGGACCUGCACCGCGGGCACGCGCUGCUCGGGUUCGGCUGCGUCAGCCCCGUCGGGAGCGCGUUGCUGCGGGGCGCGGCCGUGGAGCUGGGCUGCGCGUUCACGAUGCAGACGGCGCUCGCGCACCUGCAGGCGGUGGAGGAGAGAUACCGCAUCCACGCGACGGCGCUGCUCGUCACCGUGCUCGUCUACGCAGGGGGCAGCGUCACCGGCGCCGUGUUCAAUCCGGCCCUCGCCUUCUCCGUACUGUUUUCCUGCAGCGGAAACACCUUCCUGGAGUUGUGCUUCGUCUACUGGCUGGGACCGCUGCUGGGCACGGCCGCCUCGCUGCUGCUCUUGGACGUGGUUGUACCGCAGCUUUCGGGGACAAAGGACCACGUCCACGGGCCGCGCCGCAAGAGCCAGUGACGUUCGCAGAGGCCCGGCGCUGCAGGCAGCAAGAGUGCUGCUGUGCGGCAAAGAUGUAUGCGCGUCUUUGGUGAUUCACGUAUGGUGAUUCACUCGUGUGUGUGUGUGGUGUCAGCAAUCUCGUGGAAAAUCAAAUUUCUCCCCCCCCUCCUCACAGCAGUGACUAACAAAAAAGCAGUAAUACGGGGUAAAACAGGGUAACACUUUUUUUGACCGCAGAGCAGGAUUUCUUGCUUAGAAGAGUUAUGUGAGAGACAUCUUACAUGAAACGGAGCAAAGCAGCUUCGCUGAACAGCAGGAAGGGAACCUGGGACACCACACAGUAACUGUAACUUAAUGGUCUCAAUAUGACCAUGUUUACCUGCCCAUCCAAAGAAAUCACUCCAUGAGCACAAACAUGUCUGUAAACCUGCAUUAAUUUUCAAAUUUCUUAAUGUACAAAAGCACAAACUAAAAGUACUUAAAUCCUAAAGCCAGUUACCGGUUUCGGAGGACCGCAGCACAUGUGCUAACAUGGGCUGAUAUACAUUCCAGACGUCACAGCCAUUCCUGGAUCUCUCACACACACACAAUUGGGAUUCAGCAUAGGAUCAUGGGAAAUGAACAUAUCAAUGGGUUCCUUGGGACAGGACACACACUGAGAAAAUGACUCGUGCCGACAGGCUAAGAAGGCAGCAGCACAAGGCCUCACUGAGCGUGUGUGUGGGCGGGGGGGGUGAGAUAAAGUGUUCCUCUCUAGCUUUUUGUUUCUUUCCUUUUCAGAAUC
Messenger RNA from Scleropages formosus (Asian bonytongue), 1626 nucleotides. It is a transcript of the gene aqp11, whose product is annotated as aquaporin 11. The record is from RefSeq and is a predicted model, not a curated record. Bases 60 to 860 code for a protein of 266 amino acids. Lineage: Eukaryota; Metazoa; Chordata; Actinopteri; Osteoglossiformes; Osteoglossidae. Gene Ontology annotation, biological process: transmembrane transport. Gene Ontology annotation, cellular component: membrane; cytoplasm. The transcript is spliced from 3 exons. Gene Ontology annotation, molecular function: channel activity.